UCUCAUCCUUGCGCUCGGCUCUGCUUCCUUGUUUUCGGCGGCCGCCAUGGCCAUGCAGUCAGGACUCCGAACGCGUCUCCGGGAUUGAUGUGCGGAACUUCUUUCGCUGGAACCAGGUGACUGUGCUCCAGGAGGACGGGACGCUGGCGGAGUACGUGCAUAUCGCUCCUGGCAGCGCCUCCGCGGCGGGCAUCUGUGUGGGUAGCCAAGUGCAGCGAGGACAGAAGCUCUGCUGCUCCGGGGACGUUGGCUUCUGCCCGCGGCCGCACCUGCACCUCGAGGUGCACCUGGAAUCGGGCCGCCGAGCGCCCUCGGUGCCCUUCGGCUUCGAGGGCGCCGCGGGGCCCUACCGCUGCGAGGAGGGCGGGCUCUACGCGCCGGACGGCCCCGCGCUCUGAGGCGCGCGCCGGAAAGGUGCGCUCGAGCCG
Molecule: messenger RNA, 428 nt
Organism: Prorocentrum cordatum
Lineage: Eukaryota; Dinophyceae; Prorocentrales; Prorocentraceae
Source: the annotation of a GenBank genome assembly